Messenger RNA from Ectocarpus siliculosus, 3171 nucleotides. The record is from the annotation of a GenBank genome assembly. NCBI's taxonomy places the organism in Eukaryota, Phaeophyceae, Ectocarpales, Ectocarpaceae.
AUGGCUGCGUUUCAGCGCGAGCACGCUUACGUCGCACAGGCUUUGGAUCCCUCCCAAAUCCCGGAGCAUAAACUGGCCGAAAACCAGCUUCCGACGAAGAAGAACCGAGAUCUGUACGGCGCUGCCACAUCGGGAAAUCUUAGCGAGCUGAAGGUUGCGCUGGCUGCUGGAGCUAAUUCCAACUGGUACAACAAGUCAGAAGACGGGGCCACGGCACUCCACAGGGCGGCGAGCGGUGGGCACGUGGGAUGCGUAGAGCAGCUGCUGAAAAACGGAUCAGUCAUCGACGAACGUCUCCUGACAAACAGCAACUCGGCUCUGCAUCUUGCCUGUGGGAAUGGGCACAUGGAGACGGUCAAGGUUCUCCUCGCUUCGUCCGCAGCCGUCAACGCGGGUAACAGCUACGGGAACGCCCCCAUUCACGCGGCACUGAUGGGCGGACACCGUGCGGUCGUCGAGCUGCUGCUAGAGAGUGGCGCGGAGGCGCAGUGGAUGAACAACAAGGGCUCAUCCUUGCUGCACUUUCUGGCGUACUCCACCGCCAUGCCGCCUGCAGACAAGAAGGCGCUGGCGCUGAAGCUAGUCCAGGCCGGCGUCAACCUCGAUUCCAAGGACGAGGAUGGCAUGACUCCGCUCCACGUUGUCGGGCAGAGUGGAGACAAGGAGAUGGCCACCUUUCUCUUCGAGAACGGGGCGGACAUCACCAUCAAGGACAACAAGGGCAAAACGCCUCUGCAGUGGGCGCAGACAAACCGCCAUGCGGAGGUGGGCUCCCUCCUCCACGAUGCAAGAAGGACCACCGAUGAUGGCGAAAAGGCCGGCGGCGGUGGUGGAGGCGGCGGGGGUGGUAGUGGCCCCACCGCAAAAUAAGAAUGCUGGUACGGCCGAACCAUGGGGAACUAGCCGCAGAACCACCAGCCAGGAGGUCGACGGAAGCCCGAAGCACAACGCACUGGCCCGUCGAGAGGGAAGAGUGCCGAAGACCAAACGCGCCUUAGGAAACGCGUCCUCAUCCUUCCAAUGCGUAGGUAAAAGAGUCGGUAGGUCGCAUGAAACACGCAAUUAAUUGCGUGGGACCGACGGCAGGGUGCGAGUCGCGUUGGUACGCAUGUAUGCUGGAGCAUAGACACAGGGUGGGAGCGCCGUCGGAGGGCACCGGGGCAGGGAACGCGCGGGUGGUCUACGAAGAUAUAGUCUGCACGGAUACUGUUGCGUUGGCUGCUGUACAGCAGCAGUAUUCUCGCAUGUGUGGUUGUUCUUGCAGUAGACGGACGGCUUUUUGAUGGCUCUUCGUUUCAGCCUCCUUGCUGCGGAGUGGAGAUCAACCUAGGGGCGUAGAGUAGAGCGGGACCCAGGAAGAAACGAGUUCUACAGUAGUAGAGCAGAUACUCGAACUGCUGUCACUAUUCCGAUCUCAGAAAACGUUAUCUCCAUCUCUCAACCAACAGCAUGAAACACACAAUUAAUAGGAUACAGGAAUUUCCCAGAUACUGAACUGGCACCUAAUAUUGUACACGACGCUUGCUAGGACCGACAAAUAUGAUGUUGGCAUCAUGAACCAUAAAGAGCCUCAGCCGCCUGCAGAAAGAAUGAAAGCAAAAACGACGUACAUCACCUGAAGCUCAAACGCCAAGAAACAACGGCGCAGCCUGACAAGACCUACGUGGCAAGGGCACUCCAGCUAACUACAUGACAAGGGGCGCCGUUCACAAACUACGGAGACAACGGACACAUAACGAUCAACAAGCGGACGCCAGGACGAGCAGCGGGAAAAUAUCUCCAACCAGAGAGAGAGAGGCACACACACCCUCCGCCGCACAACCGAACUGGUCGGAAACUACUCAUAUGCAUCCGGAUUUUUCGACCCUUCGCAGAAGCAAGGGGGUCCCUAAAAUAGUGCACCAACCAACGCCGUUAUUGCUGUGCCUUCUUUCUCUUUCGCCACCCGUAGUACAAUCACCUCGAUAAAACAAGCACGAGCCUCUCUGGAAACCCUUAACAGUCCAGGCAACCUACAUGGCAACGACCGACUCUGUCUCCCCCGGAAAAAAACAACGAAAAACCUGUAACAAAAGAACAUUGCAGCAGCACCAGCACGUUCAGAUUACAGAAAACAAAUGAGAGCGAGAUGAGGAGGCCCAGUAGGCGCCCCCCCAAGGGGGGAUCAUUACUUUCCAAGAUUCGUUCUUCGAAAUCCAAGAAAGGGUGUUUUCGGGUGGCCAACGAGAGAGCGGGCCUACCACCUGCCGCCACGCAUGAGUGGUAAAUUUCUUCCGCUCGUGAUAUCUAGCCAGAAUAACAUCCUCGCUACCCGUCCUCCCCCACCUUAACACCAGGACCGACCACGGACGAUGCGCCCUUCAGAGCACGCACCCGUUACAUGCACGUACAUUAAAUCCCGACGCAAACACAAACGACAUGAAGAAGCCAAAACAGAAACAGACUUCCCAGUACACACGUGCACCAUCCUCCUUCCUCUCCCCUCCCGCGUCGAUGAACACGAAUGUGCCCACAAGUAUGCCUCUAGAUUUUCGACUCCCCCUCUACGCACAACAUCCAAUGACCGAAAUCAGCCCCGAGACACGGUUCGAGCGCGAUCACGCCCAGUGCCACAGGGGAGGAGCAGCCCCUCUUCUCUCUCACACUCGAUCUACCGCACCUUAUGUGCCCGAACAUUGGAGGCGGGGGGGGCACCAAUGCGAAGAGGCGGAAACGUAGAUACCGCAAGAGGGAUCGCUGAGCUUUUCGGACUACCCUCAGCCACUCGCGCCAGUGAGUAACCGCAAAACCAACAGCAGCGAAGGAUGUUCACUCGUUCUCCCCGCCUACGCGCGGCUCGCCUGUUUAGUACGUGGCACUUGCUUCAUCCGCCUCAACCCCCGACGCCCCAACGACAAUAUGCUACGAAGUAGUUUUCACCUUCAACACCACAAAGCGUGCCUAUUAUCCCCAACAGUCCAUUUCGAUCAGUGGGCAACACACAAAACCUCUUCUCACUGCCUCAAGGGAGCUAGCCCUGCUGCUGGGGCAGCAAUCCAUGCCAUGAGGCUUCCGAAGGCCCGCACACACCCCUUCGCCACCUGUGAGAGCUGUGUGCAGCGCGGCACACACACACACACACUCGACCCGACCACCAAGUCUUGAUGACGCAGGCCAGGCGGCGAGCCACGC